This is a messenger RNA of Aptenodytes forsteri (emperor penguin), 330 nucleotides long. RefSeq names its product lymphocyte antigen 6E-like. Gene Ontology annotation, molecular function: acetylcholine receptor inhibitor activity. Lineage: Eukaryota; Metazoa; Chordata; Aves; Sphenisciformes; Spheniscidae. The transcript is spliced from 3 exons. The record is from RefSeq and is a predicted model, not a curated record. The coding region runs from base 1 to 330 and encodes 109 amino acids.
AUGAAGGCCUCCCUCCUUGCCAUGCUGGCUUUGAUCCUAUGCGCAGAUCAAGCAAAUGCCCUGUAUUGCUACACCUGUGACUGGGAACAAAGCAACUGGAGCUGUCUGAAGGCCAAGAAGUGCUCGGACAAGGAUGAGUACUGCGUGACCAAUGUUGCCUCCGUAGGAAUUGGCUUUUUGUCUUUGUGGAAGAGGAUCACCAAGAAGUGCUCUGAGACCUGCCCACACCACAACUUCAGCCUGGGCCUGGCUUCCUACACCUCAUAUUGCUGCCAAACCUUCUUGUGCAACCUGAACGCGUGCCCGGGGCCCAGGCUAGCUCGGCAGUGA